Messenger RNA from Engraulis encrasicolus (European anchovy), 6676 nucleotides. RefSeq names its product Ras and Rab interactor 2b (gene rin2b). The transcript has 12 exons. Gene Ontology annotation, molecular function: guanyl-nucleotide exchange factor activity; small GTPase binding. Lineage: Eukaryota; Metazoa; Chordata; Actinopteri; Clupeiformes; Engraulidae. Gene Ontology annotation, cellular component: endocytic vesicle; cytosol. Bases 288 to 3998 code for a protein of 1236 amino acids. The record is from RefSeq and is a predicted model, not a curated record. Gene Ontology annotation, biological process: signal transduction; vesicle-mediated transport.
GCACGAUCAGGGCACCGUCUGAAGACCUCAUUGAAGCUGGAGCUAGCUGGUCAACCGACUGACUUACAAGCAGACAAUGGACUAAAUGACCUUUUCACUGACUGGCUAGCUGGGAAAUUGAUUGACUGGUUGACGGUUUACCUGUUUUACUUACUUAAUUUAACUUAACUGUGUAGACUGACUAUUACUGUUAACUACUGUAACUGGCUUUUAGUGACUGACUAUUUGACUGGCUGCUACCUGAUCAGCUAACUGACUCUAUAGCUACAGCUCAGGUUGGACUGGCCAUGUUUUGGGACCGAGCCCCAGACGAAGAUGAACUGGAUGACGAGGACAGUUGUUCUUCUCCACAGAAGGAGGAAGAGUGGGCGUGGGAGCAGGUGCAAGAGGAGGAAGACGAAGAGGAGAAGGAAGAGGGGGACAGGGACAACGUGAAGGCAGAGGAGUGGACAGAAGAGGAGGAGGAGCAGGAGGAAGAAGACCAGCAAGGAGAAGAGAAGGUGCCACAGAGGGAGGUCAUGAGGUCCUGGAGCAUGCCCUGUCGUCUCGACAGGAGAGGCAGCUACUUCAAGCUGGUGCAGUCGUUUGCGUGUGAGCUGGGAGAGCUGGAGCAGGAGUUGGGGCAGUUACGGCCUCCCCAGGACCACUCCAGCCCAGCACUGGAGGAGGAACACAUACUGCUGCAGUGGUUGGAUGGCCUGGUGAGCGAGAUGAGUGGUGUGUACGUGGGUGACGGCAACUAUGAUUACAAUCCUCUGGGCCACUGUCACUUCAGUGUCCUGGACCGCCUCAGUACCACACACCCCAUCUGGAUGCUGCUGUCGCUAGGAGACCAGGACAUCACCCGCAUCCUGCUGCAGCAGCCUCCAGGGACGUUCCUUGUGCGUCGCUCCAGUAAGCUGCAGAGGAAGGUGCUGUCAGUGCGACUAGACGACGCCAGCGGACAACCCAUUUCACACUACCCAGUCAAGGAGAAUCAGUACACAUUCUCUCUUGAGGGCUCGGGAGUCAGCUUUGCAGACCUCUUCAGACUGGUGGCUUUCUACUGUAUCAGCAGGGAUGUGUUGCCCUUCACCCUGAAGCUUCCGGAGGCGGUGACCUCAGCCCAGAGCCAGGCGGAGCUGAAGGAACUGGCCCAGCUCGGAGCAGCCUUCUGGGACUCUGCAUUGUAUAGCAAGAGGCCAGAUUCCUCCUCCUCCUCCUCCUCCUCCUCCUCCUCUCCGGACUGCUCCCCGCCUUCUUACUUCUCCCAGGGCCGCAGGCGCAGCCCUCAGAGGUUCAAAGCUCCAGUAGAAGAAGAAGAAGAAGAAGAAAAAGAAGAAGGGAGUCCUCACACUGCACCAAUCCACCAGGACUCUCCCUUGCAUGGGACGUUCUCUUCCUACACUUCCCCUCCCUACCACCACAACUGCCACCACCACCAACACCAACACCAGAAACAUCAUCAUCAACAGCAGGAGCAGCAGCAGCAUCAAAACGUGGGCAGGAGCACAUCUGCCGCAGCAGCCCUCUGCUUUGUGAAUCCUCUCUUCCUGCAGACCCACCAUCGGCUCCAGCAGCAGGAGGACAUCUGGACUCCCGGUGUUGCCUCCACACCUGCCCGCAGCAGCGGCAACAGCAGCAGCGCAACACACAGUGCCUCCAUACCAGACUGUGCUGCUGGUGUUGGUGGUGGUGGAACGAGGCACAUCUCUGACAUCCACAGCUUCCAAGACCACGACCACAUCCACACCAGGGCUGUCACAGGAGCUGAAAAGCCCCUAAAGACACCUCGUCCUCCAAGGCCUCCUCCGCCCAGGUGCUGGCCUCCUCAAAGACCCAGAUCCCUCUCGGUCCCUGCCCCUGGCACCCCUUUGCAGAGGACUACUACAGGUAUGCUCCAGACCGUUAGCCACUUUGACACCACCACUACCAGCAUCUAUCACAGCAACGUUACUGACAUUACCACAGCUACAGGGGGGCGUCAUCAACAGCAUCUGCAGUUUCCUCUGAGGCCCCCAUUAGACUACAUGGGCGCCAACCAAGGAAGCCUCAAGAAGAGCCCCAAGAAGUCAGGAGGAGUUGGUGGAGGAGGCGGUGGAGGAGGUGGUCUGCCUGCCCCCGUUUCUCGACUUCACCCGUCCAAGAAGAAGAAACAGCCCGAUGUGGUGGAUGUUCAGCGGUGCCACAUCGCCCUGGACGACGAGACCAUCGCCAAGGCACUGGCGCAAGCGAAGCUGCCCCACAGGAGAUUAACCGCGCCGUCGUCCCCACCUCCACCACCCACUAAAGAGGACGUCCACAUGCCCAGCCUCUCGUCCGCCACUGCUACUCCCAGCUCCAGCCCCUCAGGGAAGCCUCCACCCAACCACCACAAUAACAACAACCACCAACACCACCACCACCACCACCACCGACAACCCAACUCUCCUUCCCACAACAGAGAGCAACGUCUCAGCUGCCUUAGCUUCUCCACAACGUCCUCGGGGUCUUCUGGAGGCUCCACGGACGCCUCAGCCCACGACAGCCCGCCCCAGCGGUCACCGCAGCGGUCACUGAAGAGCCGAGUGCCUAAUGUUGAACUGAGCACAGACGACGAGCACUUGGAUGAAGAAGAUGACGAUGAUGAAGAGGAUGACGAUGAUAACGACUACGGGAUGGGGCUGGAGCAGGACCUUCAUCUCCGUCUCCAAGCUCCGUACCGACGUCUCCCUCUGGCCGGCUCUCGUUCCGCCGCUCUCCUCAUCCUCCCGCGAGCCCUCAAGGGCAAGUUCCGUAAGGUGAGCGGCAUGCUGGGAGCCCUCGGGACUCCGGAACGUCGGGCGGUGCGUCGGGUUCUAGAACUGGCCCGCAACAAGAGCUCCUACUUCGGCUGCCUGGUGCAGGACUACGUCAGCUUCAUGCAGGAGAACGGCGCAGGUGUGGACAACGGGCUGCACACGUCGGCGGUGGACCUGCUGCAGACCGUCAGGCACUUCAUGACCCAGAUGAAGGCCUACCUGGUGCACAGCUCCGAGCUGCAGCCGCCCAUGGAGUCCUUUGUCCCCGAGGAACAGAUAGACCAGGUGCUGGAGAAGGCCAUGCACAAGUGUGUGCUGAAGCCACUAAAGGCCACAGUGGAUACAGCGCUCAACGACUUCCAGGUGCGUAGCGGCGCCCUGCAGCAGCUGCGUGAGAACCUGGCCCUGGCCAAGGCACGCCGGCCGGAGGAGCUGGGCGUGGAGGGGGCCGUGCCGCCGGACGCCGCCGCCGUGGAGAAGAUCCGCCAGAAGCUGGCCGCCAUGAGGAAGAUGUACUCGCCCGAGAAGAAGGUGCUGACGCUGCUGCACGUCUGCAAGCUCAUCUACAGCAUCAUGCAGGACAACUCAGGGAGGAUGUUUGGGGCUGACGACUUCCUGCCCAUGCUGACCUACGUGCUGGUCCAGUGUGACAUGCCCCAGCUGGACACCGACAUCCAGUACAUGAUGGAGCUGCUGGACCCUGCCCUGCUCUAUGGAGAAGGUGGUUACUACCUGACGAGUGCGUACAGUGCGAUGGCUCUGAUCCGUAACCUGCAGGAGGAGCAGGCGGCGCGGGCGCUGAGCACGGAGGCCCAGAACACCCUGCACCAGUGGCACCGCCGACGCACCACUCAGCGCUCCAUACCCGCCGUGGAGGACUUCCAGAACUACCUGCGGGUGGCGCUGCAGGAAGUGGACAGCGGCUGCACGUCCAAGACUCUGCAGGUGCACCCCUACGCCACCACCGAGGAAGUCUGCCAGGUGUGCGCCCUCAAGUUCCGCGUUUCGGACCCGGAGAACUACGCCCUCUUCCUGAUCACAGACGGGGCGGGUCAGCAGCUGGCGCCGGACACCCACCCCCAGAGGAUCAAAGCUGAGCUGCACAGCCGACCGCACAUCCAGGACUACCACUUCCUGUACCGCAAGAAGGACGGCACAGGAGCAACGACGAAAGUCCGUGAUUCCGGUGCACACGCUACUAGUGCUGGUCAUGGGCUCAGUAAUGGUCUAAAAGACUGAAGUGGAACAGUGCAAUAUAGCAGCGCGUAUAACUGCCAAAUUACCCCAAAAGAGUUCACUUUGGUAUGCAAGCAUGGAAAUUGGCACAUGUUCAUUAGGAUGCACUCUUUCAGCUAAGGGUGUUGGUCAUUCAAAGGUCCAACACCCACACCCACCCCCAGAGGAUCAAAGCUGAGCUCCACAGCCGACCACAUAUCCAGGACUACCACUUCCUGUAUCGCAAGAAGGACGGCACAGGAGCAACGACGAAAGUCCGUGAAUCCGCUGCCCACGCUACUAGUGCUGGUCAUGGGCUCCGUAAUGGUCUAAAAGACUGAAGUUGAACAGUGCAAUACAAAAAGAGAUACUUUUUAACUAGUCAGGAUGGAAGUCUGGAAGUUGAACCAUGAUGGAACAGAUGUAUGAAUUGUGUGGAGAAAACGUGUGAAACAUAAGGAUUAUCAUAUUCCAGGAUGAUCACUUCCUCUUUUGCAGGAAGCACACAGGGCCACUUACAGCUUUUGUCGGGCCCGAGAGAAAGUCAUCAAAGGCCACCUUUUGCACGGAAGAUGAAAGCAAAAUUGGAAUGAUGAUGGAGUAAUGUGUUAAACCGAAAGUGACAAGAGUGGAUUAACUAUGCAACAGGAGUCAAGGCCAGUUUGGGAUUUUUUUGGGUGCCUACAGUAGAGGAUAUGAAGUGUUCCCCAAGCAAUUCCCAAAGUGUACUUACAGUGAUGACAUCAUUCUAAUGGACACUUUUGGGAUCUCACUUGGACUGCUUUGAUGGCAUGGUCUUCUGAGGUUAAUGGAUGAUAAUCCCUGUUAAUGGAUGAUAAUGCCUAAUUGAUUGGACUACUAAUGGAUUACUUUCGACACAGUAUAUGGAUUCAUUUAAGACCCAGUUCUAAGUGCUCAAGUAUAAUGGUUGUGUUUAGGAGGCUGUCUUGUUCGAGAGAGGUGAAAGACACUACACAUUCUUGCAGAUGCCCGUUAAUUUAUUCUGUGAAAAAUCAAAUGUUUUCAUGAGCAGCAUUUUGGCUUUGGGCCUUUUUUUUGAAAACUUCAAACAAGCCAUAGGCCAAAACAAGUUUCAAUAAAUUUACUGGCAUCAUCAAGAGCAGUGUGCUGUUUCUUUCUUUUUCUCUUAAACGAGAAAGGAUCCUGAACCAGUACCUCGAAAGAAAACCUGGAAUGCAUCGGUGUCCUCUUUGAAAAAGUUGGUAAAUCCUAGAUUUGCUAGAGAGAGGGAGAGAGGCUGCCUGCGCUGGUCUGGACCUGAUUCUGUGCCACAUGCCAAGUUUCCUCGGAGAGAGAGAGAGAGAGAGAGAGAGAGAGAGAGAGAGAGAGAGAGAGAGAGAGAGAGAGAGAGAGAGAGAGAGCAGGAGGAGGAAUUUGGAGAGAGAGUGAGAGGGUGGAGUGCUGAAAAGAAUGACUUCACUGUGUGUGUGUGUGUGUGUGUGUGUGUGUGUGUGUGUGUGUGUGUGUGUGUGUGUGUGUGUGUGUGUGUGUGUGUGUGCGUUUGCGUGUGUGUUUGAAUCUACCACAGGAGUGCCCGAAUAGCUGAAUAGUAACUCCUCUACUGGAAGUUGUGUAGUGGUGUGGUGUACACUCAGUACUCAACACAGAGACCGUAGCACAGAGAAAGUACAGUAUUGUUUUUAUGAACCGUCUUUACUUUUGCCUUUUACGUUAGAUGUUAAUUAUUUCUUCCGAGAGACAAAUCAUGACAUCUAAGAGGUUAUAGUUCCCUCUUGGAACUGGAUGCAGGGGCGUCACCAGACCUAUUUUACAGGGGCACGUGCCUGGGUAUUGAUUUGCUGUGCCCCGGUAUAAGUUUCACAAAAAAACAACAACCUUGCUACCUUGGAAUUUAGCUCAAGUUUAGCAUACAGAGUAAUCUACAGAAUGCACACAAAAUAGUGCACAUGCACUACUUUCAAUAAUAUAAUUCGUUUACAAGCAAAUAAAUAAAUGCAAAACAUUUUGUCGCGCGUGCACUCGCAUUCUCUUCGUGCCCUACUGUGCCCCUCUGUAGCAUUGAGUCAGCUGACGCCCCUGCUUGGAAGUUCAGCUGUCUUCAUUUCAUGUACCUCACCUUUGUCGAAUUUGGUUUGUGUGAUUUCUUUUUUUUUUUUCUCUCUCUUUUUUUGGCCUUUUCGACUUUAUUGACAGCACAGUAUGAGAGGUGGACAGGAAACGAAUGGGGAGGAUUCGGGAAAUGACUCGGGAAUCGAACCCGGGUCGGCCGCAUGGCAGAUGAGUGCCCCACAGGUUGGCCACGGCAGGGCCUGUUUUGUGUGAUUUCACUGUAGCCAAUUGUUUGUUUUUUGUUUGCUUUUUUACGUAAGAAAAAUAUGCAACUCAAGUGCCUGAGUUGCCCUUUAGACACAGAGUUACUAAAAGCCUUCAUUGUGAGUCCACAUCAUUGUACUGUACAUAGUGACACAGAUAACCUUAUUCAAUAAUUAUGUGCUAUUAUGUAGAGAGAAUAUUUCACAGACUGUGUUUUAUUUUUGUGUCUUUAUUUCCAGUUGCUGGUUAACUGGCUGAUGAAUAAUAUAAUAUGAUGAUGAAUAAUCUGAUCUUCUUGAUGUAUGUGUGCUGUAUUGUAUUCAAGAAUGUCAAAUCGGAUAUAGGAACCUUAGGACCCAUGAGCUCGUUUUACUGUAUUGUGGACACUUUGAUGCCAGUCAAAUAAA